Gadus chalcogrammus (walleye pollock) is the source of this 3692-nucleotide messenger RNA. It is a transcript of the gene c4h2orf42, whose product is annotated as chromosome 4 C2orf42 homolog. NCBI's taxonomy places the organism in Eukaryota, Metazoa, Chordata, Actinopteri, Gadiformes, Gadidae. The transcript has 9 exons. The record is from RefSeq and is a predicted model, not a curated record. Gene Ontology annotation, cellular component: nucleus. Bases 182 to 2281 code for a protein of 699 amino acids.
CGUGGGAAUGUAAGGAGGAAUGGCGCCGGUCGAGAGCCGAUCACUGAAUUGGACCAUACAGGAGCUACCCGCAUCUGGUUGAAUCUCCAAUGAUGAUGAUCCAACCUGCCCCCUGACAAGGACGAUGUAGAAAGUUUUAUCCGAUAUAUUUACCACGAACACAGCAAUCACUUGCACCGUAAUGCAACAUAUGAAAGUACAGGAUCAGCAGGUACAAAUGGAUCCGGAACUGAAAGUCACCUCCUCGCCCGCCAGAGUACAUCCCUCCUCCGCCUCCCAGCCCAUCGAGCCCAGCCCAGCGGCCCGACCCAGGGACGGCAGGAAGGGCGGCCACAGCACCCCCUCCACCCCGGCCUUCCUCUCAAACCUGGGAAAGGCCACACUCCGGGGAAUUCGCAAAUGCCCCCAAUGCGGCGUCUAUAACGGCACCCGUGGGCUCAGCUGCAAGAACAAGGCGUGCGGGGUUACCCUGAGGGAUGGAUCCACAGGUGAGAGGAGCGGACACAAGAAGAUAGUGCUGGAGGUGGUGAAGGUGGUCCUGGAUGCCGGAGAGCGGGACACAGUUUCGGGAGAGGAAACCGAGGAGGAGGCUGGAGGAGGGGUACAGGUGUUCUCUGUGUGUCAAAAGGGGCGGAGUUCGGCGCCUGUGCAGCUGGGCUUCGUUGAGCUGGUCCCCACCGACACCGCCAUAGCCACCAGCGAGGGUGCCACCCUACUCACCAGGAUCAACCUCGGCCGCUGCUUCCUGCCCUCCUGCCGGCAGCAAGCUCAGAGGUCAAACGCUAUCCCGUCGGGGCAGUUGAUGGGCGACGACGGGACUUCGGGGGGGCCGGAUUCCUCGGACAAUAACAACGUGUGCGUCCACGUCAAGCAGGCCAUGGAGUGCCAGAGCCUGGCCAGCCCCCUGUCCCUGAAGAGCACCGUGCUGGAGGGGCUGCCGGUGCCCGUUGAGGUGCGGGACGAGCUCUGGAGGCUGGCCACCGAGACCCCGGGGCCGCUGGUGCAGCGAGUGUCGGCCGACAGACUGGUGGUGAAGUGCCACUCGGACCCCAACCACCCGCUGGGCCUGCUGCACCUGACGAUCGGCUCCAGCACGGCGGGGAGGAGCAGAGACGGACAUGUGCCGCAGCAGGAGGAGGCUUUUCACUGUAGCUGUCAGGUCAGCGCCAGGAAAGGCAAGGGGGCAUCCUCUCAGGCCCAGCUGGGCUCGGCAGGGGGUCCGGAGCCCUGUCUCCACUUCUACGCCUGUGUGUGCGCCCUCGCCAGUGACGAACAGCUGGCCUCCGAUUAUCAUGCGUUCAUCAAUUACACCCCAAAAGUUUUAGGUGAGUCAAGGAGAUUGACCAGCAGAAGUCAUUGUGCGGCAGGGAAACUGUCACUGCAACAACACGAGCCAAUCAGCUCUCUCCAUAAACGGAAGAGACUCCGCCCGGAUGACCCUCUCGCCCUCUCGGCGGUCCCUCCUGCGGGGGCUGGGAGUGCGGGGCCCGCCCCCGUCUCCCAGAGGAAACCUGUUCAGAGGAAAAUACAGUGCGCCAGUGGCCACAAAAGCACAGGCAGUUCCCAGGUGGUGGAUGAGAACACCGUUGCAAUGGGCUUCCAUCAGUGGCUGGCCGGCGUGACUGAGAGGAUCCACCAGACCAUGCACUACCAGUCUGAUGGGAGGCCGGAGCCCCUGGUCUACCACAUCCCCCAGGAGUUCUUCCAGGCCCUGCAGCACCGCCUCUCCUUGGGCUCCAAGAAGAGGAGGCUGCCCAACGCAACCACAGCCGUUGUGAGGACUGAGCUGCCCCUGGGCUCCUACUCCAAGUACUCGUGGCACAUCACCAGCCUCCUGCAGGUCAAACAGAUCUUCGACACCCCAGAGCUGCCUCUGGAGCUGACCCAGAGCUUUGUGAGGAACAUCGACGGCUCCUACUCUCCGUUCCGAUGCCCCGACCCGCCCUGUGAAUCGGAGGCGGUUGCCAUGGGUUACCGGACGGACAAACCCCAGGUCAUACGGCCGCUGGAACUGCGCACCUUCCUCAAAGUUGGAACCUGGGCGGAGGACCCGAAGGAGGCCACGCCGUUCCUCAUCGAGUGGACCCCCGACCUCCUGCCGCUGGCCCGCCUGGGGGAGCUGAGGAUCGGCUUUGAGUUCGGUCACCAGCAGAGCGGCCAAUCAGAACACGGGAUGUGUGAGGGGGCGGGGACUGCAAGGGCGGUCGGGACCGCUCGUAACAAGCUGUCGGCGGAACACGCUGGUGCACACACUCUGGAGAUCCUGCAGGUCGUUGCGUAGAACCGAGGGAACAUCAAAGUAGACUGUGUUCCUCCUCAGAUACAGUGGUUGUUGUCAUGUGGUGAAGAUCUAUAAUCAAUUGUGUGGUGUAACUUGUGACUGUGAUUGUCCAAUCAUUGACUUGAUUUGAUUUAGUCAAAUCAUGAAUUGACUCAUGGAUAAACAACAGCUUUUUUUAUUGCAUCGUCCAAAUGUCUUUACAUGAGCAUUUUGAAACGUUUCUGUUUUCCUUAAGUAACAACUUUCAGAGGUGAAUUGAUCCGUACCUUUUCACAGCUAUCGAGCCAAAUAUUUACGGUCUGAAGUCCACCACCAGAUGGCGCCAUAACCUCAAACUUGGUUUAAAACGUGCUGUGGAGAACAGUAAAGCAAUGUCGUAGAAUAUGAAUCUACAAUAUAAUCUAAAAUAGGCUGUAAGAAAAUAUAUAUCCAGAUAAUGUUAAGAUAAUACAUUAUGUACACCAAUGCUUUGUGGAGGUCCUGGUUUUCAUAGAACUCAUUUUAUUCCUGUGGUUUAAAAUCGGAGUUUAAUCAAAACUUAACACACACCACAACAACAUUGUAAGUGCACCAAACAAUGAAAAAAAUAAGUUAUACCUAAUGCCGUUGAAUUAAAGCAGUUUUUUGAGUUUCUUUCUCACUGUAACCAAGCCACCAUUCCAACAUUGUAGUUCUCAAGUUUCAAAUUUGUUGAGAAGGAGGGAGAAAGAGAGAGACAGGGAUUUUUAACAAACAAGGAUAUUUGUAAUAGUCGUGUGUUAAGCACAGGUCACCAAAGCGUCCCGUCUCCCCUAAUAACAGAAGGAGUCUUGGCUGGAGGCUACCUCCUUGUCCUUCUUUGCUCAGUAGUAAAGGUCACACACAGGUCCUCUCCUGUCCCAUGUUACAGCAGAACCUCAAGGCAAGUUGACUUCUCUCACCAGUGUUCCUCUGAGGUGGGACAGCCCACAUGAGCUGUAUACCAGUCUGGUUGUAAAACUGCUGGGAUUGGAGGAGCAAAGAAGGAGUUAAUAAUUAUGUAUAAUUAUGUUCAUUUUAGAAUUAAAUUCUUAGUCAAAUGUGAUUAUUUUCAGUUUAAAAGACGCAUUUAUCAAAAAAGAUUGACCUUUAAUUCAGACAGGUGACAGUCCAGUAACCAUGGGUCAGACCUUUUGCUCAAGGGUAUAAGCCUUUGUCUAUCGGAUUGAACCCAACAGCCUUGUUGGCAGUCCAACGCCCUCUCCACUUUACUGUCUUACCCUGAAGAUGAAGUAAAACGGGGAAAAUACAUUUGGCUCCGCCACAGUUUGUAUGCGGAGGCCCUGAAGGACUCUGGUAACGGGCCCCCGAAUGCGGGGCCACAGUUCAUCUAAGGGCCUCUUGGCUCCUGCCAAACCAAGGGAUAUUAGAGGACAUUUAAAUCAUCACUGUA